AGUUCAGUUUGAAAGUGGCUGGCUCUCUGAGUGGGGGAAACUCCACUAAAGCACUACCAGAAUGGCUACUAAAUGGUUCCAGCUUGUUAUGCUUGCCUGUAUCAGCACUAUCGUGGUCUCAGUUACCCGACAGGAAGUGUUCGUCAAGGAGAUUUCAAUGCGUCGCAGUGCAGGUGUAUCUGCGUGCUACAUCAUGAUCGGAAUGACGGGAAAAGGAAUGAAAUCUACUACACGGCAGCAGUCUCAAAAGGAAACGCCAGUCAACUAUUUUUCAUAUGAUGAGAAGAUGACGAUAUACAAGCCUGCGACAUUGAUCCUAACACACAACAACAUGGCAGUCCUAGACGUGGAAACACAGACAAAUGUCUUAUGGUUCUGCAGGGAUGCGACUCAAUACCUUGUCAUCAAUGAAGGGAAGUAACUUAAAUUAUACACUUUUUACACCAUUCGUGUCAUUUACAAGAUUAAGAUGGUCAGUAGUUGUCAAUCAGUAACUGCAGUAAAUACUAAAAUCUGACUGAGGAGGUGUUCAUGGUGCUAUAUAUCGGAACUAUAUGUCAUAAGGCCUGGAUAUUUCCUAUAACCAUCGAUUGGAUACCUUUAAGAGGUUGUUAUAGGAAAUGGCCAGGCCUUAAUGGCAUCAUAUACACCCAGGAACGAGCAGGUCAUUAUAUCUAUCUAUCUAUCUAUCUCAUAUCAUCGUCGUUCGUUAUUUGUACCUCUACACCAUGUAACCCUUGCCCCAAGAUCCAUCAAACAAUAAAAAGGCACCUUUAAACACGACAUAUCAAACUCGGAAAGGUCGCUGCAGUACCUCGGAAAGGCGCUAGAAUGCCCAUUAUUGAACUUGACCUUCGUACUCCCGAGUUCCUCUGAGGCACGCGAAGGCUUUGUACGGUACUGCAACAGUGUUCAAGUUUGAUGAUGGGCAUUCUAGGGUGCUAUAGCGGCACUUCCGGGUUUGAUGUUUCUGUAUAUAGUGGCUUGGCAUCUAGGUCAAUGUAUUUUAGUAGGCCAUGCCCUUACCCAACAGAUGAUAGCAAACCUGGGGAUUGUGGCCACAUGCCCUAAAUGGACGAUUUGUGCGUUAUGCAACAAUAGCUUACAUAACUUGCAUAACACAUGCCAAAUAAAUACCAAAGUUAAAGGAGAUUUCUUUGGUUAUAUUCUCCUUGUCCCUUCUUUUUGUAGGGAAAAGUCACGUGGGAGUAGAUGCAGAGAUGCAGAGAUUCAGCUUUGGGCUGGCAUGGAUGACUUUUGACAUUUUUUGCCAUUUCUUGUGCCCCGAACCCCCACCACCAGAUACAACAGUUCCAACGAUUGAAUGUCCAAACGACAUACACGUAUCUGUGCCACCACUGGAGACGACAGCCGCCGUGUCCUGGAUCGAGCCAAUAGCACAUGACAACAGAGAUCCACACGUUUCGACCAGAAGGGACCCUGAGGAGUUAGAACCAGGUGUAACACUUCACAGUGGGGCGUACCGGCUUACCUAUUCUGCAACUGACGCCUCCGGAAACUCCAAUUCCUGCUCAUUUAUCAUCACUGUUGGUGUCACACGGUGCCCACAUCCGUCACUCAUAAUUCCUCAGGUAGAACAAGGGAUAAUGCUGGUAAGAUUCUAUCCUGACUCAAACGAUAUACUUCUUGGAACGACGUUCGUAGCGACUUGCAAACGUGGCUACGCCUUCGGUGACGGCUCCACACAAAACAUCAGGACCUGCACGAGUUCUGGAGCAUGGGAUGGCGCAGACGUUACCUGCAGAGGCGUACAGUGCAACCCAUUAAGGCCACCAUUCCGAGGAAUCGUCACUUGUACUGAUGACAACAACUUCCUCAGCGUGUGCACCUACAGCUGCAACGAAGGAUUUGACAUCUCCAGUGGGACGAAUAGAGUGCGAGUGUGCACAGCGGCAGCAGAAUGGACAGGCAUAGAGCCGCGUUGCAGAGACAUCAUCAGACCAACACUUGUUGACUGCCCAGGGCCUCUCAUCAUUGAGUAUCUAGAUAUGAAUGAGCGGGAAGUGACUGUAGUUUGGGAAGAGCCAACAGUAGAGGAUAACGCCGACUACGGCUUAACAGCGAGCCUUUGUUUGGGAGAUCCACCGGGGUCACCGUUCACUGUGGGAACGCAUAGAAUUGAGUACACGGCAACCGACAAUGCGGGCAACACGGCGAUUCCUUGUGGAUUUACCUUGUCGAUCCGAGAAAUCACCUGUCCGGUCGUACAUAAGAAGCCGUACCAACUUGUGACAUGCCCAAGUGGAAACUCGUACGGUUCGCGUUGUGAGUUCGCUUGUGAGGAUGGAUCCCGGCUCAUUGGGGCGAACUUCACGUACUGUGACAAGACUGGAGACCCUGCAGUUGGCUAUUGGGACUGGGAUAGUUUGGCCGGCCAACAUUCAGGAUCCGGGGACUACCAAGGCCAACCUAAGUGCGAAGGACAUCCAUGUAGAGCUCUGAGGGUACCACAUAAUGGAGCCCUGGCCUGUGAUGCUUGGCUUUACGGGAAACAUUGCACGAUGCUCUGCAAUGACCGAUAUGACAUCCCUCCCGGAUUGCGCAUCAGAAACUCCCUAUGGGUUUGUGGAACAUCAGGGAACUGGGACUACCCUGACCCACCACACUGCUCUGUACGAAGACGCCCAAAUUCCAUCAGGCUUCCCUCCGAACUUCAGUACUUUCUUGGAGAUUGUGUUGACCCUGACGCCCAGGAACAGAUCAGAGAGAAUUUUGUCCAGCUAUUUCUACAGUCAGGCUUUGGCUUCAUUUGCGCUCAUCUAAGCUGCACAGUGCAGAAUGUUAACGUUAUUUGUGGUGAAAACCUACGAAGAAACACUGAUGAUCAACCAAGUAACUCAUCUGAAGCGUUUAUACUGACGAUUCAAUUCGACUUCGCUGUACCGAUUUCCAAUGACACUUCUGUGCGCGAAAGCGAACAGGUCCUGUAUUCGUUAGCAGAGGAAACCAAAAAACAGGUCUUAUCUGGAAAUUUGACCUUGAAGAAUAUCACAGCGUCAGAGAUGGAGUCGAAUAAGGGGUCAUUUUCAAGUGGGUUGAGUGAGUUUCAGUGUCAAGACGGCAUGGAGCCUCGUUACAACACACAUUCAUGCGUUGGCUGUUCGGCGGGGUCUUUCUACAACAUCACGUCUAAGAAAUGCCAAAAAUGCCUCGUCGGAACCUUUCAAGACGAAGAUUCUCAGUUCCGAUGCAAAAGAUGUCCUUAUGGAUACUCCACCGAGAGCGACGGGGCAACCAAUAGCACCGAUUGUAAACGUGAAUGUAGACCAGGCACCUUUUCAGCAAACGGUGUCCAACCCUGCUCCCCUUGCAACAAGGGUAAAUAUCAGUCGACGUCCGGUCAAAAGUCUUGUAUUUCCUGUCCACCGGCUACUACAACAUUGCUGGAAGGAGAGAGUGAAAUAUCCGCUUGUCAGAAUUUCGAUUUGCAGUUUCCACGGCCGACUCAGAACAUCUCGAGUUGUGUAAAGUAUGAAAACAUGGAAUUCCAAAAUGCAAGUGGCAUCACUGUUUCUUUCUGGAUUUGGGUUGAUAAUGGUUGUCAACCAAAUGCAACUAUUUUCCACUACCACUGCAUGGACACUGCUGAGGAAAGUAACGCCACUGCCCAAUAUCCCUGUUUUUACAUAAAAUCACCACGUAGUCUACGCCUUGGACUAAGAAGGGGAGGCAACACUACAGAAAUACAGAUGGAGACCAGUUUGAGUCUUGAAACCUGGCACCAUGUUGGGAUUACAUACAGCAACAUAGCAGGCAUGUACAUAGUCACAGUCAAUGGGGCCGUGGUCGUUAAUGGCAGUUUGUCUGAUCAAGGCCAACAUCAACGACAAGAAGGCAUCAGCCAACGUGGGUCAUUUUGGCUCGGCUGUCAUAUUACCGAAGGAACAUUAAACAUCACGGACUCCUUCUCUGGCUUUAUCAGUAACAUGAACAUCUGGAAUCAUACCAAGAACGCAAUGGACGUACAGGAUAUGUCAAGGACAUGCGUCAACACCGAUGUUGGAAACGUGGUCAGCUGGUCUCAGUUUGGUACAGCACAACAACUGAAAGUAUCACUCCAACUUCCCAGUUUGUGCGAUGACACUGACGAGUGUGCCUCGAAACCAUGUGGGGACAACCAGUGUGUAGAUCAACUCAGAAACUACAGCUGUAUCUGCCAGGAGGGCUUCACCGGGCGGAACUGCGAAAUCAACAUUGAUGACUGUCUGGACAACGUGUGUGAAAACAACGCUACCUGCCUCGAUGGUGUGGGGAGCUACACUUGUCUGUGUCCAGAUGGAUUUGUUGGUGGCUUUUGUGAAGUUGAGUCAGUUGAUGGCAACUGGACACCAUGGAGUCAGUGGAGCAGCUGCAGUGCUUCUUGUGGCGGGGGAAAUUAUAGUAGGACCAGGGAAUGUAUCAACCCCCGUCCUAUGCAUGGAGGCAACAACUGCACAGGACCAUCGGUUGAGAUUGGUGCGUGUAAUACAGAAAAGUGCCCAGUUUGUAAAAACCUAACCGAUCCCGUGAACGGUUUUGCAACCUGCAACUCUACUGGUGACGAGAUUAACUGCACCAUAUCCUGUCAGGACGGGUUUGAGUUUUAUGAUCAGCCGGUUCUUCACUACCAUUGUGGACGGUCAACAUCCUACCGAUGGAAUCACGAGUCCCCAAGGAAUCCUAUGGCAAGAUAUCCACCAUGUUCAGAGGUCACCAUGCCAAAGAUGUUGUAUCUGACACAUGAGAUGACGUACAAGAACUUGCCUUGCAAGACAAAGGAGGAAGCACGUUUGACUAAGCUAAAGGUUGAAGAAACGAUUCAGACAAACGUGGAAGAUAUUGAGUGCAUAAAGAAUAAUUCAUGCUACGUCAGGGAAAUCAACGUCAAAAACUUUUUAGGCACGAGUGCUGAAAGUGACACAGUAAAGGUUACUUUUGAGGUUUCAAGUACUGUAACAUCAGAAUCUGUGGCUGACAAAAAAGGGUCUAUUGCAAUGGACACUGAAGGAAGUUCAUCAAACAAAACAGAGUUCAUCAAGUACGCGAGAAACCUAGUUGGCACAGUAACAGGUUUGGAGCUCGCUGCAAUACAGCUAGACAAUCAGACUCUCAAUGACGUUUUCACGGUCUACAUUAAGGAUGUCCCGUAUCCUGUGAACACCAAUGCCUCAAAGACAUAUGGAGGUACUGAGUGUGAUGUCGGCGAGAUUGCAGUUAUGUUUUACUGUGUGCCCUGCCCUGUGGGAACCCGCUUCAGCGACGGGAAGUGCAUUCAGUGCGACCAAGGCACCUAUCAAAACGAGACUGGGCAAGUGCACUGCAGAACCUGUCCUCGUUGCCUGACGACCGAGGGAUUUGGAGCAUUAGAAGAAGAUGAUUGCAAUGUGGAAACAUUUUGUGGACAACCCGUCACCCAUGUAACUGCAUCUGAACCAGACUGGAAGUUAAUACCCUGGUUGGUGGAGGUCGGAGUGGCUGCUGUAAUUUUCGGUAUUCUGGCAGCAAUUAUCCUGGGGCUUUACAAAUGUAUUCGUCGGACUGGAGCACAAGGGAAGCGUCUGUUAGAGAGGUCAGAGCGGCCAAGAUCGAUGUACUUACACGGAGAGGAUAACAACAUUCACAUUCGUGAAACACAAAUAUAGACAAAAUCAAACAUACGAAUUGUGAAUAAGGAAUCCUGUUAUUUCGACGACACUUAACCACAUACAACAUACCACAAUCCCCAUGAUGUUUUAGAAAUAUGCAAUAUUGUUCAGAAUUACACUACCCGUGCCCAUAACUCAACUACUUCAAGAACUACAUUGUAAAUACUUCCGAUAUAUCAGUCAUUUCAAUAGAUGACUCAAUUGAUGCUUGGUGAUUGAUGGAAAUAUGCAAGAAAAAAAAUGCAAUUUUUCAGUACUGGAUAUGAUUGGAACCAAAGUGGUUUAAGCGUAAAAAAAAGACUCUUAAAUGAAACCCGUGUCUUAGUAAGUUUUUUUUUAAGAAAACGUGUACAAAUACCAAUCACCUCCCAAUAAAUAUCAGUGUAGAAAACAAAUGAAAUAUAAUCAAAACAAAGGAUUGUGUACAGUUGAGUUGAAAUAUUUCUUUCGUGGACCAUUGCAAGAAACUUCCCAAAAAUGAUUUCAUUUUACUUCCAGGACAUGUUUGUUUCCUUGUUUUUGAUAGGUGCCCAUUCAUUGUUGCCGAGAAGGUGACAGAUGACUACAGAAUAAAGAUUGUUGGUCAAGGUCCCCCUGGUGACUGAUCUUGGUACUGCAUCAUUUUUUUUAAUCGUUUGCCCUGGACAAAAGGUGACAUUAGGCCUGUAAAGAAUACCUAUUCCAGCUAACUGCACCAACGUGGUGUCAGUGACACGUCAAUCACGUGUUAAAAACAUGUUUUAGACUAUAUAUAAGUACGAUCCGGAAACGAAGAAACAAUCAUUUUGUUAAAAAGAAAAAAAAAAGUGCCAUGAACCGCGGUCCUCAUGCUUUACUAGAUUAAAACAUAAACUACUAAGCCACCCAUACAUUCUUAAUGUAUGGCAUUGAUUGGAAUCGGGAAAUCCUGUCAUGGAUAUAUCAUGUAUAUGAAUGGCUGCAUUGUCACCUUUUAAUUUGAUCCAAAAUGUUAAUCUUUGAAACAUGUUUUAGACUGAACUAAAAUUCCACGACCUCAUGCCUUCGCCAAAGGAUUACGACAAAAGAUUUAUGACUAGUUGUAGAGUUUGAGUUUACUUCCAACACAACAAAAGGAAAUCUUAACUCCAUAAAUUGUCGGUCGAUCUCGUCAACGUUCGUCAAAUGUGUGAUCCACUCGUUGACUCUCUGGAAGUCGGAAGCUUGGGUUUCCUUUCUUUUGCUGGAAUUAAGCUCAAACUUUAAAACUAUGGAUUCUACCAACACAGGCGAACUUUCAUUCAAAGAAUCAUUAAUGUUUCACAUUGAUUAUAAAAAAAAGAUUCUCACUUAUACAUAGAUUCCAAUGUUUUUUAUAUCAUACUUAGAAUCAAAACGUGCAGCUAGAACAUCAUUUCGCCUGCAAGUCAAUAUAUCGCAUUUUGGUUUCAGACCAAUAGACAGAAAGUGCAUGAAAUUACAAUCUCAUACGGUAACCGCAGUAGAUUACGAGUUCCACGAUACCAUACCGUCGCCGAAUGAUGUUAAUCUUUAGAGACUUAAAAAUGUUCUACUCAGUCCUACUCAUUCAUCAACCGCCUUUAAAGGAAACCGUCGAAAAGAUUUGAAUUGUAUUCACUGCUGUGCGUUGGGGGUUAUCCCUAAGUCGAUUUCUACAGUCUACAGUAUUCCGCACGAAACCUUGUGCUCUCCUGUGCGCCGCUAUUUCAGUUACAUUCGAGCACGUUUCAAUCUAGAUUUCACGUAAAUUUCUACACCAUGUACCUAGCCUGUAACAGUAGCUCCUGUCGACUAAAAUAUGCCAUUUUUAUCAUUUCA
Molecule: messenger RNA, 7442 nt
Organism: Branchiostoma belcheri (Belcher's lancelet)
Lineage: Eukaryota; Metazoa; Chordata; Leptocardii; Amphioxiformes; Branchiostomatidae
Product: sushi, von Willebrand factor type A, EGF and pentraxin domain-containing protein 1-like
Exons: 25
Coding region: 1221-5642 (1473 amino acids)
Molecular function (GO): calcium ion binding
Source: RefSeq, a predicted model, not a curated record